AUGAAAGCAGUCAGGUAUUUUUCAUCAUUGGCUCAACAGUUUGUAAGAGAGAAGCCUCUGCUUCCUGAAGCACUAAGAUAUGAGCGGCCUACCAAAAUAGGAGGGAUGAAAAAUGGGAUCAGAAUUAUUUCUGAAAGCUGGAAAAGCGAUUUAUCAACGAUUGGAAUUAUGAUUGAUGCGGGAAGCAGAAAUGAAGGUAAAAAAUCUGGCAUUGCAAAUUUAGCUGGAAAUUUGCUGUUAUAUGGCACUAAAGGGAAAGAUGCAAAUACUCUGACUCCUCUCUACUUGAUAAGCAAGUGAAAAUUUUUUACUCACAAAUUAUAUUCUAUAUAAUUUGCCUGUCUUUUAAAAAUUUUGGUGUGGUGACAUUUGAAACGAAAAAUCUAAUAAAAAUUUAUCUUUUAAAUAUAAAAGCUUUCUAAUUAUUUAAAUUAGUUGGGGAUCUUAAUAUAUAAUAGAUCUUAAUAUAUAACAGUUGACUAUAUAUCAGACUAUUUUAUAAAAAUUCAUAUUAAAAUAUUUUUUUGCUCACUAACGAAGGGGUGUUAAUUUUUCCAAAAAUUGAAACUUUUCAAUAAUUUCUAGUUAAAAGAAGAUGGAGUGAGGAAAUCUUUUGAAGACUUGGGAGCAAAUAUUGAAAUUAAUGUGAAAAGAGACAAUACAUGAAUUGAAAUCAAUGUUAUGACUGAGUAUGUUGAACAAGUAUUUAAGCUGUUAGGAGAAAUGCUGAGCGAGAGUAAUUUUACUGAAAAUUCUGUAUCUCAAGCUAAAAAGCUUGCCUUGGAAGAUUGUGAAAAUUCAAUGUCUAUUCCUUCUUAUACAUUGCAUGAAAAUAUUCAUAGAACGUCAUUUAAAGACAAUCCUUUUGGAAAUUUUGUGAAAGGAAACUCAAAAACUAUAAGAGAUAUCACAAAAAGCGAAAUUGUUGAUUUUGCUACAAAUCUUUAUGUAGGCCAAAAUAUUAUUUUAAGCACCGCUGGAGGGAUUGAUCACGAUACAAUUUCGAAUUUAGCAGAAAAAUACUUGUGAAGGAUAGAAAAAGGUCAAAAAGCAGAGGUUGAGCCUCCAAAUUAUUCUCCUAAUUGUAUACAAUGCAGGACAGAUGACGAUACAACAUAUUUAGCUAUUGCAUAUCCUGGGCCUUCUAUAAGGCAGAACCAAUUCAUUGCAUUUCAGCUCCUAGAGCAGCUUAUGAGCAACCCCAUAAAUUUACCCUACUUAGACUAUCCCAAGCAGUCUAACUACCUUCACUCCAUGUUUGGACAAAUAGGAGGAUUAAUAUCUCAUCAUUGUGUACUUACCAAUUACUCAGACUGUGGCCUGUUUAUCCAUUUCUUAGAAUGUGAACCUAUUUCAGCGCCAUUUCUCGGGUCAGCUGUAGUCAAAGCAAUGCUCCAGGUUACAAAAGAAAUUUCCAAGGAAGAAUUAUUAAGAGCUAAAAACACAUUUCUUAAUAGACUUUUGCUACUGGAAGGGUCUUCACAAGUAGCCCAGCUUAAUGCUAAUCAACUGAGGCUUUUAGGAUCAAAACGCUCAAGGGCCGAUGUAGCUUCCAGUGUUGUGCAAUACGAAGCUGAAAAUUUGACAAAGGUUUAUGGGCCAUGGCUUACCAGCUCUUUCCCCGUAGUUGGAAUUUAUGGAAAAAUGGUCUCAGAAAACAUUGCAGAAAUAAUUUACAAGGACUGUGGUGGAGGUAAAGAAAAAUAA
Blepharisma stoltei is the source of this 1707-nucleotide messenger RNA. The record is from the annotation of a GenBank genome assembly. NCBI's taxonomy places the organism in Eukaryota, Ciliophora, Heterotrichea, Heterotrichida, Blepharismidae.